UCCCUAGUGGCGGGGUAAGCGAAUCCGUACGAUAUGCCCAAACUGAGCUCACGUUACGUUAGUCGCAGUUACAUUCGCAACGCGAGUGAGUUAUCUUAUGAUUCAAAUAUCAGUUACUGACUUUCAUGUCAAAGAAACAUCUUGUCUGAAGAACCGGCUCGAAAAAAGAUAAUCAUGUCUAAUAAUACAAAUUGGCGAUGGGUCUUAUUUUAUCUACUCAUUGCAUAUACACGGUCGUCGAGUCAGGCAUCGACGCCAGAUUCAAAGAGCUAUAUAGCUGCGGUCGUAGAAUUUGCACCGGAAAGCAUGACCAAUAACAGCGUAUUCACUUUGCAAUCCAAUACAUUCGAGUAUGAGAAACUCAUAGAAAAUGCGACUAAACAGAACGCCGACAUCAUUGUUUUUCCCGAGGAUGGUAUAACUAGUUAUAACUUGCCAAUGAAAAAUGAAAUGGACGCGUGGGCAACGGUGAUACCCUCGGCGAAGGCAAAAUAUACACCUUGCGCUUCAAAUAUGACUGGCGUUAGCGAGACAUUGAAGAGGAUAUCAUGCGCCGCUAAGAAAAAUAAAAUAUACGUUGUCAUUAAUAUAGCCGAAAAAGAAGCUUGUACGAGUAAUGAUUGUCCAAAAAAAAAAACAUAUUAUUAUAACACCAACGUUGUAUUCGAUCGCAAUGGCACAAUAAUCGCAAAAUAUCGCAAAAUAAAUCUCUAUAUAGAGCCUGAGUUUGAUCGUCCGAAACAUCCAGAAGUGGUAACGUUCGAUACGGAUUUUGGUGUUAAAUUCGGAACGUUCAUUUGUUUCGAUAUUAUGUUCGCAGAACCUGCCUUGAGUUUAACAAGAGAUCUUGAAAUUAACGAUAUUGUUUUUACAACGGCAUGGUUCUCUGAGACUCCAUUUUUAACUGCCGUUCAAACACAAGCAGGUUGGGCGUACGCGGAGAAUGUAAAUCUUUUGGCAGCUGGAUACAAUAAUCCCUCAAGGGGUAGUACCGGCAGCGGUAUUUACUUAGGUCGCAAUGGGCCGAGCAAAGCCAUAAUGUUAUUUAACCAAACUACCAAAUUAUUAGUCGCGGAAGUUCCUAAGAUGAAGGCUCUGUCAUUGAAGAGUCAAGAAAUUCCAGAGUCGAAAGAGAACAAACACGCUCAUAUUCACGAUGAAUUAAGAAGAAAACGCGAAGUAGUCGAAGAGUCUUUGAAAUUAUUACGCGAUAAUGUUAGUUUAUAUCAGACAGAAAUAUUGAACGGCAAUGCUACGAAGACCUUGUGCCAUAAUAAUCAUUGUUGCAAUUUCACGAUACAAAUGCCUAACGUAGAUCCGAAUGUACAAUACCGAAUAGUUGUUUUUAAUGGGAUACGUAAUUUAGCGAAAAUACGUUGGAUUGGUGCACGCUUCUGCGCGGUAAUACAAUGUUCCGAUAAUAACAUCGAAUCUUGCGGAUCCGUUGUGAAUUCUACAGCGACUUUCGAUGAAAUCAGAAUAUCAGGAAAAUUCGAAGACUCGAGAAAUUCUUUGAUUAUGCCAAACACUUUGAACAAAUUAUUAUUGCCGUUACAAAACUGGACGUACGAGGAAUAUGUGCACGGCACUCACAAACACGUAUCUAUAUAUACGAACGUAACGAUGACGAACCCGAUAACAUUCGGUAUUUAUUCCAGAGAUUACGAUAGGGAUAUCAAGAGUACUGCUUCUUCAAACAAUAUCGCCUAUUUGUUUUCGAUUCUAAUGGCAUUCCUAUUGGCCCGUUUCUUAUAAUUGUUUCAACUACGACCUUCAUUCAAAGGCUUCCAUAUAUAUAUAUAUAUAUGCGUAUGUAUAUAUAAGUGAUUUUUUUUAUAUUUUCAGUUAAUAGCUACGUGUUUAUACUUUAAAUGUUUCGGAAUAUAAAAUAUUUAUAUUUUUGAAACAUAAACGGUAUUUUUGUCUGUGAUGUCUCAAUGUAUUAUGUAUUAUGUGAGAAGUAUAUAAAAUAUAAUUCUAUCUUAUAAAAUA
Messenger RNA from Vespula vulgaris, 1992 nucleotides. RefSeq names its product vanin-like protein 1. The transcript is spliced from 8 exons. NCBI's taxonomy places the organism in Eukaryota, Metazoa, Arthropoda, Insecta, Hymenoptera, Vespidae. The coding region runs from base 175 to 1755 and encodes 526 amino acids. The record is from RefSeq and is a predicted model, not a curated record. Gene Ontology annotation, molecular function: hydrolase activity, acting on carbon-nitrogen (but not peptide) bonds, in linear amides.